GUGAUGCCCGAGUGCGAGGUUUCGGCGGCUCACGUGCGGCAGGCGCUGAAGGCAGCUGGUGCCACGGCUCCUGGCCCAGAUGGCAUCCCGUACAGCUUCUGGCGGGGCAUCGGGGAGUUGGGCGUGGAAGUGCUCACGGACACCAUGACGGCGAUGAUGGCUGAAGGGUCAGAUAAGACGAUGAUGCGCGAGUUCGGCUCGGGGGAUAACCACUUCGUGCCCUGCGACUUCAACGGGAGCUUGCUAGCGCUGCUGCCGAAAAAGCCCACGGGGCACGACACUGCUGCAGGCGCCUUCUUCUGUCCAGCUGACACGCGGCCACUCAUGCUCGUGGACACCUCGAACCGCCUGCUGGCCAGUGCUCUGCGGAACGCCAUUGACGCGGCCAUGCAUGCCGCGGCCUUGGCGGACGACCAGCAGUAUGCAAUACUCUUCGACAUGCGGGCGGCGUUCCCCAGCACAGAGCACGGCUACCUCCAUCAUGUGCUGGAGAAGUUGGGUUUGCCGCAGGGCGUCCGCGCUGGAUGCCCUCUCAGUCCCUUGCUCUUUGUGUUCGUGACGGAGCCGUUCAACCGCCAGUUGGACGCCGUCGAAGGCCGCCGCGAGCGCUGCGCAUUCGCCGAUGACCUCGCUCUUGUGGGUGCCGGCGGGCACGGGGCGUGGCCGCAGCUGCGCCGCCUCUUCGCGUUCUUCGCCGCGGCGUCUGGGCUGCACCUGAAUCUCGCGAGGACUUUGAUGUUGCCCUUUUGGACGUGGCAGCCUGGCGCCGCGGCAGACUCCUGGCGGCAGGCGGUGCCCGACUGGGGCACGGUGAGGAUCGCCCACUCCGGCACGUACCUGGGGUUCGAGGUCGGCCCGGCGGCGGCGGAGAGUGGAUGGGACGCCCCCCUGCGGAUGUACGAGAAGGCGGUUUGCAAUUGGGCUGCUCGCACCCACGGGAUGCACGUGGCGACAUUAGCGUACAACGUCUUCGCGAUAUCGAAGCUGCAGUAUGUGGCGCAGUUGCAUGGGGCGCCUCCCGACCGGUCACGUUUGGAACAGUGGGCGAUUCAAUCUCUCUUCCCUGGCCCGUGCAAGUGCCUGCCCCCUGGCGUGGCCCAGCAGUUGCGGGAUGAGUUCAAGAUGCCAUGCCAGCAGGUAUCGCUCACCAUCGCCAGCCCCGCGGCCCAACUUCGGGUUGCUCUCGCUGGGGGGGACUACCGGCGCUGCCUCCGGCUGGAUGAGCUGCGGGGCCGCCUCGAGAGAGCUCGCUCCCGCGCCGCGGCCUCGUCCUGGGACAUCGAAUGGAGAUGGAACGCGUGGUUCACGCCUGGCCCUGUCCAGAAACUCCAGUCCGCGAUGACAAGCUUGGCCCGCCAGGGCAUCACGGAGUCCAGCGUCGUGGAGCAGGGGGCGGGGCGCGGACCGCGGCCAAUCACCCUGGCGACCUGGCGGCCUGCUCGCCGGCGGCUCCAGUCAUCGGCGGCGACGCUCUUGCGGCGGAGGUAUUGGCUUCGAGUGGGCUUCGCCCAGCGGAGCGCCAAAGUCGGGAGAUGGCGCGACCCGGGCUCCCUGCCGGGCCGUCGGGCCCAGCGGUGCCGACUGGUCAUGCAGCGGCUGCCGAAGCGCACGGCGCCGCGAGUUCGAGCGGCCGUACUGCGCACCUGGCUCAACGGCUGGUGCACAGGGCGCGGCUGUGGGGCCCGCGGAGGGCGUUGCCUCUUCGGCUGCUCCGGCGGUGAUGAUGACGUCCGGCGCUACGUUCGUUGCCGGCAUCUUUGGCGCUUCGGGGUGGAGAAGCUGGGUUUGGCGGACCCAGGGCACCCGGAGGCCCGCGCCACGCGGGCGCUGCUGUGGCACGCUGGAGCCCCUCCUCAGGAAGUGGCUCGCGUGGCAACGAUGGUCGCCGUCGGCCACAAUGCCCACGCCGUUGUCAGCCACGCGGCGAGGGCCAACCUCGACAUCCAGCGGGGUGUUCGCCGAG
Prorocentrum cordatum is the source of this 1963-nucleotide messenger RNA. The record is from the annotation of a GenBank genome assembly. Lineage: Eukaryota; Dinophyceae; Prorocentrales; Prorocentraceae.